Molecule: messenger RNA, 252 nt
Organism: Ostertagia ostertagi
Lineage: Eukaryota; Metazoa; Nematoda; Chromadorea; Rhabditida; Trichostrongylidae
Source: the annotation of a GenBank genome assembly
AUGCUUGCCCAUUCAGUAUUAUUUGUCUCCUUCUUCGUCGUAACUUUAGCUUACAACUUCGGGCCGCCAUGUCUGCCAACGCGAAUCAACUUCAAGGUGCACUACCCAUGCCUCGAAAGCGCUGAACAAGACGAAUAUGAUGACCGAAUAGCUCGCUCCAAAGGUGAGCCAUCCGCAUUCGCGCGGACUGGUUUCUACGAUCGAUUGUUCAGGUGUGAUGUAUGUAUUCGUCGUGAGGCAAAGUCACACUGA